GCGCCGGUUUUUUUGUUUGUUUUUUUUUUCCUUCUCCCUUAUCUCUCCCCAAAGGAAACUGUUGCUAGUUGGCAUAGACUUUUUAAAUGUUUGGAAUUCAAGAUACUUUAGGAAGAGGACCAAUUCUGAAAGAUAAAUCUCUAGGUUCUGAGAUGGAUUCCGUCAGGUCCUGGGUCAGAAACGUUGGAGUUGUGGAUGCAAACGUAGCAGCACAAAGCGGAGUAGCUUUGUCCAGAGCCCACUUUGAAAAGCAGCCACCCUCCAACUUGAGGAAAUCCAAUUUCUUUCACUUUGUUCUGGCUCUCUACGACAGACAGGGGCAGCCCGUGGAAAUAGAGAGGACAGCUUUUGUGGACUUUGUAGAAAAUGAUAAAGAGCAAGGCAACGAGAAGACGAACAAUGGCACACACUACAAACUCCAGCUCCUCUACAGCAACGGUGUCAGGACAGAACAGGAUCUCUAUGUGAGGCUCAUCGAUUCUGUGACCAAGCAGCCUAUAACUUACGAAGGCCAGAACAAGAACCCCGAGAUGUGCAGAGUGUUGCUCACCCACGAAGUCAUGUGCAGUCGGUGCUGUGAGAAGAAAAGUUGUGGCAACAGAAAUGAGACUCCGUCCGACCCUGUGAUCAUUGACAGAUUCUUCCUAAAAUUUUUUCUCAAGUGCAAUCAGAAUUGCUUGAAAACAGCAGGAAACCCAAGAGAUAUGAGACGGUUCCAGGUGGUGCUAUCGACAACAGUGAACGUGGAUGGGCAUGUGCUGGCAGUGUCUGACAACAUGUUCGUGCACAACAACUCCAAGCAUGGGAGGAGAGCAAGAAGACUCGACCCCUCGGAAGCCACGCCCUGCAUCAAAGCCAUCAGCCCAAGCGAGGGCUGGACCACGGGGGGAGCCAUGGUGAUCAUCAUCGGGGACAACUUCUUUGAUGGGCUGCAGGUGGUGUUUGGGACCAUGCUGGUGUGGAGUGAGCUGAUCACGCCUCACGCCAUCCGCGUCCAGACGCCUCCCCGGCACAUUCCCGGCGUGGUGGAGGUGACAUUAUCCUACAAAUCCAAGCAGUUCUGCAAAGGAGCACCAGGCAGGUUCAUUUACACAGCUUUAAAUGAACCUACCAUAGAUUACGGCUUCCAAAGACUGCAGAAGGUCAUCCCAAGACAUCCUGGGGACCCUGAAAGAUUAGCUAAGGAAAUGCUGCUGAAAAGAGCCGCUGACCUGGUGGAAGCUUUGUACGGGACGCCCCACAACAACCAGGACCUGAUCCUGAAGCGCGCGGCCGACAUCGCCGAGGCGCUGUACAGCGUGCCCCGCAACCCCGCGCAGAUCCCGGCGCUGCCCAGCUCCCCUGCCCACAGCUCCAUGAUGGGCAUCAACUCCUACGGCGGCCAGCUGGGCGUCAGCAUCUCCGAGUCGGCGCAGGGCAACAACCAGGGUUACAUCCGUAACACCAGCAGCAUCUCCCCGCGGGGGUACUCCUCCAGCUCCACCCCUCAGCAGUCCAACUACAGCACCUCCAGCAACAGCAUGAACGGCUACAGCAACGUGCCCAUGUCCAACCUGGGCGUGCCCGGCUCCCCCGGCUUCAUCAACGGCUCCCCCACGGGAUCCCCCUACGGACUGAUGUCUUCAAGUCCAACAGUCGGCUCCUCCAGCACUUCUUCCAUCCUCCCGUUCUCCUCCUCGGUGUUCCCCGCUGUCAAACAGAAGAGUGCCUUUGCUCCUGUCAUCAGACCCCAAGGGUCCCCCUCUCCCGCCUGCUCCAGUGGCAACGGGAAUGGCUUCAGAGCCAUGACUGGUCUUGUCAUUCCCCCGAUGUAAGGAAGGGGCAGCUUUGCUGCUCUCCCUCCCUCUUCCAUUUUUUCCUCCUUUUUUUUUCAUUUUUCUUUUACAGCACAAAACUACUUAUUGUGAUGGACCACUAAAAAGAAAAAAAUAGCACUACAAGCUCUUUUUUGGGGAAAAGCCAGGCCCAGGAAAAAAAGGAACAUUUUUUAUGGAUUGGACGAGAUAGAAGUCUGCAUCAUUUACCUGAUUCAUAUUUCUGACACAACCACAUCAACUCCUCAACCAUUGGGAAUGAAGAAUCAGCAAGAGCCAGGAUGAACAAGAGUUGGCAGAAUGGAAUUAGAAAUGCAAAGUCUUUCCUGGAAAACACGAAAACCUUCCUAAGAUUUGUAAAAUAUUCAAAGGAAAAAAAAAAAAAAGAAAUUGGCAAAAUGUUUCAAGGUUGAUAUUUUGGAUACAAUUUGUUUUACUUUGUAGGGGUAAAAAAGUUGAAGUUUCUAUUUUCUAUGGAGCCUUUCGGAUAUUGAUUUAGUUUAUGCAGAAAACAAUUCAACAAAACAGGGUACCAGCAUGAAAGAAUUUCUAGGACAAACUGACAUGAAUGAUGGAACUUUGGUGUAUGUGUGUAUUUGCUUAUAGUUUAACCUCUUUAAAAAAUGUAAGAUGUUUUACAAUUAUUUAAAUAAAUAAACUUGUAAGUUAUUGUAUGUAGAGGUAGAAAUUAAACCCUGUUUUGGAUUUUUUCCUCCAGUUGUACAAUGAAGACAGAUGAUGCAAAAAUGUAGUGAUAAGUUUGAGAUAUAUUAUUACUGCUGCAAUUGCUCCUCACUUUCCCCCCCCUCUUACUGAAUUCAUGUGCAAGGAUGUAUAGGAUUCUUUCUGAUUAACAAAACCCUCAGAAACUUUUACCUACAUCGUGGUAAACAGCUCAUGUAGGAAUUUUUUCACCCUCCUCACCUUUCCCCAUUUCCAUUUUGUGCUUCAAUUAAAAUAUUCAGGUACUAAGAUUAACUGCUAAGUCUCCAAGACCCAGCUGACGAGUGAGUGGCACUUAGGGAUUUGAGUGAGUCGGAUUUUUCAUGAGGUACUGAGUAUAUUUUAUAGAUUCGAUGUAUGAAUUAUGAGGGGAAGGGUUCUCUGGGGUUUUCCAUGUAGUUAGAACACCUUAAGUUCAGUUAUGCUUCAUAUUAAGGGUGCAUUUAAAAGGGUGAACAUGUAUUUGAAUGAUUUAUGCACUUUUAUCCUGAGUCAUUAAAAAUGGUAAGUAUUUGCCAGUUGGAUAUUGAAGUUCAUAGAGGUAAUCAAUGCUUUGAAUUUUUCUGCAUUUUAGCCUAACAUAAAAAUUUAGUUCUCCUUUGCAUCUCCUCUCCUGGAAUUGGAAGGCGAGGACAAGUCUGAUAAAAUAAAUCAUAAAUUAUCCAACUAAACCAGAGAGCACUCAAAAGAAUUUGGUUGUUGGAAAGCCAUUUUUAGUGGGGAAAAAAUAAACACCAGCUACACUACAGAGACUCCCCUAAAAUCCACACAAUUAAUGGCUGCAUGGACAGCUGCUCCUAUGGAAGCACCUUGAUAUUAAUCAAAAAACCC
This is a messenger RNA of Lonchura striata (white-rumped munia), 3368 nucleotides long. It is a transcript of the gene EBF2, whose product is annotated as EBF transcription factor 2. Gene Ontology annotation, biological process: regulation of DNA-templated transcription. Gene Ontology annotation, molecular function: DNA binding; DNA-binding transcription factor activity. NCBI's taxonomy places the organism in Eukaryota, Metazoa, Chordata, Aves, Passeriformes, Estrildidae. The record is from RefSeq and is a predicted model, not a curated record.